AUGUCUGUUCUCAUCUUGAGCUACAUACUGAAUGGAGCCUAUGGAGACGAGCUUCCGAGAGAUUGCUCUGGUAUAUACAAUGCAGGUGAAAGGACGAGUGGAGUACACACUAUUUGCUUGGGUUCUGGCACAGGAGAUGAAGAACGUGUUGAUGUUUAUUGCAACUUUGAUGUAGGUGAUGGGUGGACGGUUAUUCAACGUCGGCAUGACGGAAGUGUUGAUUUCUAUAGAGAUUGGGCUUCCUACAAGAAUGGCUUUGGUGAUAUAGAGAAUGAGUUCUGGCUGGGUAAUGAUAUCAUUCAUCGCAUCACUUACCAGGCAACAUACAGACUUCGAAUAGAGAUGGUGGAUUUGCAAGGGAAUCAAUCGAGUGCUGUGUAUGAUAAUUUUCGUGUUGCCAACGAGGGUGAUCAGUAUCGCCUCGGAGGUCUCACUUUUGUUGGAGGAUCUGAAGAAAUUAGAUCCAUUAGGGAGCUUUCGCAACAACUAAGCAGACGCUACCUGAACGUUGAGAAUGUAUUGUCAAGCCCUCAUGACAAAGCAGCUUUUGUCCAGAAUCGGAGUCUCAAAACAGCAGUGUCGUCCUAG
Messenger RNA from Lytechinus variegatus (green sea urchin), 588 nucleotides. Its product is annotated as ficolin-1-like. The transcript has 4 exons. Bases 1 to 588 code for a protein of 195 amino acids. NCBI's taxonomy places the organism in Eukaryota, Metazoa, Echinodermata, Echinoidea, Temnopleuroida, Toxopneustidae. The record is from RefSeq and is a predicted model, not a curated record.